AGAAACUACACGGUUUCCCCGGCCGCUCUCCUCAUGAGUGACACAGGCAAUGACGAGCGGCCUGCAGCGAAGCGGCAGAGGCCGGAGAUGCCAGCAGACUUGCCACUGAGUACGAGUGGGAUUCCCGAGGUGCAAGCACUCAUCCGCGAGAACAAUUCGCAAAGCCGACCCAAACGCCGUCUCACACAGCGAGACUUCUUAAACCGCGCCUUCGAUACGUUGGCGAUGGCGGCAAGGACGGAUCCUUCUCAGCGCGACGUCGUUUUGGCGUUUCUAGCGGAAAUGGCCGCCAAGCACCAUGAGCUGCCACGCAACACGACCGUGUCCAAGGUGCUCUACGCGUGGUGUUCCUCGCCCGACCUCAUCAACGCCGGCGUACACAUCGUGACAAUGCUGUUGGACUACAAGGCCGACCUCCGAGAGGCGUUUCAACUUUCGUUUGACGAGCGAGUGGCCGCGGUGGCGCUGCGUCUUGCUGUGCAGACAAACGAAGUCAACGUUACGCUGAUUCGCCGCGUCAUCGACGCGCUGCCGCCCGACGACUUCAAACGACGCGUCUUCCAGCCCCUCUUUGCUCACUGCCGAGCCACCACCGACGUGCCGCUGUGCUUCGAGUUUUUCAACAUGGCUCGUGCGAAGGGCCUUGAGUUGUGGGAUACGGACUAUCACGAUGUGUUGUGCACGAUCGAUGCUGCUGCUACGGCGGCGGUGGCGGAAACUGAACCCACAAGCGGAGGCGAGACCACAUUGCAAACAACGGAGGUCGUGCCGUACGUGAGUCGUGUGCUGGAGGAGAUGGCGCAGCAGCACCCUGUCGUUGGCGCAGCAAACGCGAAGCUCAUUCAGAAGUUGAUGGGGGGUGCGGUCGCCAGCGUGAGCACCGAGGGCGUCUGCUCGCGCUGUGGAGCGCAGCUGCAGAGCUUCGACUUGUCCCCGGAGGAUCGAACGGUGCUCGUGCACGACGUAGUGGAGAAGCUGGUGAAGCCGCGCGUUGAGGGCUCCAGCCGCUACGAACCGGACACGCACCUCUCGGAGGAGACGAAGCAGCAGCGCUGGAAGGAGUUUGACGCCUUCAAGGUGGCGGUGGCGGGGAUGGACUACGACACGGUCAUUGAUGGCGCUAAUGUCGGCUACUACGGUUUGAAUAGCUGGUACGCGGAGGCGAAGGAGGCACUGCUGCGGUCGCGUGGGGUAGACCUCGCAUCUGUGCCCUCCGCAGAGCGUUUCAACGUGCCGUUCCCUGUCGACGUGGAACCAAAGUUCUCGCUCAUUGAGGACAUGCGCGUCGCGGCCGAGAAGCAUGGCAAGCGGGCCAUCAUCGUGCUGCACAGUCGGCACCUGACGAAUCCCACACCCGAAAACGCGACCUUCGCGGAUCGGUGGGGGUCGAUGGGGGCGCUGCUGCCGAGCCCCGGCUUUUUGAACGAUGACUACUGCUGGCUGUACGCGGUGCUGACCCGGCAAGACUCGUCCAUCAUCUCCAACGACCAAAUGCGGGACCACCACUUUUGCAUGCUGCAACCGCGCUUCUUUGUGCGCUGGCGUCAGCGGCACCGCAUCACGUACAAGGCGAUGUACAACCGCGUCUCCCGCACGGCGACGCUGCGCAUCCAUCUGCCCUGUGUAUACUCGGUUUGGGUGCAGCAGGUGUGCAGUGCGGGAGGGGCGCCGCGUCACUGGCACGUGCCGUAUCUGAGUGGGAUAGACGUUCUGCAUCAGGCCACCAAUCAAACCACGUCGACCAACGCCGAUGUGGAACUGGGGAAGGACGGGGACGAUGCGUGUUCAGACUGGAUCUGCACCCGUCCUUGA
Molecule: messenger RNA, 1812 nt
Organism: Leptomonas pyrrhocoris
Lineage: Eukaryota; Euglenozoa; Kinetoplastea; Trypanosomatida; Trypanosomatidae
Exons: 1
Coding region: 34-1812 (592 amino acids)
Biological process (GO): tRNA 5'-leader removal
Molecular function (GO): ribonuclease P activity
Source: RefSeq, a predicted model, not a curated record